Messenger RNA from Schistosoma curassoni, 525 nucleotides. The record is from the annotation of a GenBank genome assembly. Lineage: Eukaryota; Metazoa; Platyhelminthes; Trematoda; Strigeidida; Schistosomatidae.
AUGUCAAUUAAAACAAAUCAUCCACAGAUUAUCCUAUAUUGGAUGGAAUUGAUCCUUGGUAUAAUUUGUAUUGCAUUAGCUGGAAGAGGUUAUCAUGAAAUAGGAUUUCAAUAUUUAAUUGGAAUUGGAACAUUUUCAGCUAUUGGAAAUAUUGUCUUUUUAUUAAUGUAUGGUUUUGCUACAACAAGACCAUUGGAUGGUCGAUCAAUAUUAAAAUUAAUUGAAACUAUUUAUCAGUUGAUUGUCACAUUACUUUAUUGUAUCUCAAUUGGUGUAACAUUUAAUCAAAUAGAUUAUUUACAAUAUUUUAUUGGACCAAUUACAAUAUUUACAUCAGCUAAUUUUGGAGCUUAUAUAUUUGGUAGUAUGGUUGCAAUCACUGAAUUACUUUGUAAACAUCCAGAUAUCAAUACUACUAAUAACACUACUACUAUUAAUAAUAAUAACACUACUAAUACUACUAUGAAUACAAAUUCGAACCCUAAUCCAUCUCAACCUGUUAAUCAAUUGAAUCAAAGUAAAUAA